AAAGAUGGUGAAAGUGGGCUUAUCGAUAGUUUCGCAGCCUUUAGUUCUUGUAAAAUUAAAAUGCUUUAACUUACGGAAUUUUUUUUUCUCACAGAAUAACUGUAGUUGCCUCUUCACGUAUCACGGCGCGUGGCAAAUCGAAGUAACAGCUGCCCCCCCCCGUUUGCAGGUUUCAGGCCCACGACCGCGCUACACCAUCCCCCACAACGCGUUCUUUCACCAUUUUCGCACGCCCACACAAAGCAUAGCACAGCACACGUAAAGUAGAGUACGUACGUACGUACAUAGGUCGAGUGGCAAAAAUUAGAGCAGAGCAGCGCAGCAGUUAGGAAGAUGCAACAGAACGCGGCCAGCAAUCCGUUUUCGAUGGCCACCUACGUGGACCGGCCGCAGAUGGGGCUGGACGUGGAGUUCGGCGCCGAUCCAGCCAGCGGGGCAGCCUUCUUCCAGACCGAUGGCCGCAAGCACGAUGACCUCAAACAGAUGCUGGACAGCAAUAAGGACGGCCUCAAGCUGGAGGCCAUGAAGCGUAUCAUUGGCAUGAUUGCGCGUGGCCGCGACGCCAGUGACCUCUUUCCGGCCGUCGUCAAGAACGUCGUCUCGAAGAACAUCGAGGUGAAGAAGCUCGUCUAUGUCUACCUGGUGCGCUAUGCCGAGGAGCAGCAGGACCUGGCCCUGCUCUCCAUUUCCACAUUCCAGCGUGCGCUCAAAGACCCCAAUCAGCUGAUCCGAGCCUCGGCCCUGCGGGUGCUGUCCUCCAUUCGGGUGAGCAUGAUAGUGCCGAUUGUUAUGUUGGCCAUACGUGACAGCGCCGCCGAUCUGAGUCCGUAUGUCCGCAAGACCGCGGCCCAUGCCAUACCCAAACUGUACUCGCUGGACGCCGAUCAAAAAGACGAGCUGGUCAUGGUGAUCGAGAAGCUGCUCUCGGACCGCACCACACUGGUGGUGGGGUCAGCGGUGAUGGCCUUCGACGAGGUCUGCCCGGAACGCGUAGAUCUCAUCCAUAAGAACUAUCGCAAGCUGUGCAACCUGCUGGUGGACGUGGACGAGUGGGGUCAGGUGAUAAUCAUCAAUAUGCUGACCCGCUAUGCCCGCACACAGUUCGUCGAUCCGAAUGCCGACGAGGAGCUGCUCGACGGCGCCAGCGAGGCGCCGCACAAUGAGAGAUUCUACGACGAGUCAUCGAACAACUCCAACUCCUCCAACAGCGACGACGGCUCCAGCGAUGACGAGAAGACGAAAUCGCGGCCUGCAAACAGCAGCAGCAACAACGGCGGAACUCCCAGCUCCCCCAGCAGCAGCUACCACAUCGAUGUGGACCACCGCCUGCUGCUGCGCCAGACCAAGCCGUUGCUGCAGUCGCGCAACGCCUCUGUGGUGAUGGCCGUGGCCCAGCUCUACCAUCAUGUGGCGCCCCGCAACGAGGUGCAAUUGAUUGCCAAGGCGCUCAUUCGCCUGCUGCGCUCCCACAAGGAGGUGCAGAGCGUGGUGCUCAACUGCAUCGCCUCAAUGUCCACCAAACGCAAGGCCAUCUUUGAGCCACACUUGAAGUCGUUCUUUGUGCGCACCAGCGAUCCCACGCACCUCAAGCUCCUCAAGCUGGACAUACUCACCAACCUGGCGUCGGCCUCCAGUAUCUCCCUGAUCCUGCGCGAGUUUCAGACCUACAUCUCCAGCAGCGACCGCUCCUUUGUAGCGGCCACCAUACAGGCCAUAGGCCGUUGUGCGGCCAGCAUUAAGGAGGUAACCGAGACCUGUCUCAGCGGCCUGGUGCAUCUGCUAUCUAAUCACGAUGAGCAUGUGGUGGCCGAGAGCGUUGUGGUAAUCAAGCGUCUGCUGCAGACAAAGGCCGCCGAGCACUUUGAGAUUAUUACACAGAUGGCCAAGCUGAUUGAUUACAUCAAUGUGCCGGCCGCACGGGCCGCCAUCAUUUGGCUGAUUGGCGAAUACAACGAAAAGGUGCCGCUGAUUGCACCCGAUGUGCUGCGCAAGAUGGCCAAGUCCUUUGUGGACGAGCAGGAUGUGGUGAAGCUGCAGGUGUUGAAUCUGGGCGUCAAGCUUUAUCUGACCAACCCCCAGCAGACCUCGCUGCUGUGCCAGUACGUCUUUACGCUGGCCCGCUACGACACCAACUACGAUGUGCGGGAUCGGGCCCGUUUCUUGCGCCAGUUCAUCUUCCCGGCCAGCGGGGCCAGCAGCGUCCUCACGCAGAGCGCCCGCCAGGUGUUUCUGGCCAGCAAGCCGGCCCCCGUGCCGGAGAGCAAGUACCGUGACACCAACAGCUUCCAGCUGGGAUCGCUCUCGCACUAUCUGAAUAUGCCGGCCACGGGCUACAAGGAGUUGCCCACAUUCCCUGCCCUGGCACCCGACUCGAGUGUGCGCAACAUUCCUGGCUUUGUGCAGGAGAAGCUUCCCAACGAAAGUUCCCCACUUUCGCACUCCAAGUCCGCCUCGGGUGGCAGCUCUCAGGGUGGCAGCAAAGAGCAGCGCGAGAAGAGCUUCCUAUCCGAGUCUGAAGACAAGUCCUCGGCAUAUUCCGAGUCCAGUAGCGGCAGCGGCAGUGCCACCAGUGACAGUGCCUCCAACUCUGAUGACAGCGAAAGCAGCGACGACGAACAGCAGGAAAAGCAGAAAGCGAAGCCAAAACUGGUCAACAGUGAGCCGAAAAAGACGACCUCCAGAGCUGUGGAGUCAAUAACGCUGAUCGAUGCGGGCGGCAUUGAAGUGGAUCCCGCCACCACGACCAGCAACAGCAACAACAAUAUGAAUAUUAACAAUACCAAUGCAGCUGGCGAUUCGGGAACCUCAGACAGCGGGGAGUCCUCUUCGUAUAGCGGCAGUAGCAGCGGCAGUGACACGGCCAGCGAAAAUGAACAGGAAAAGCCCAAAAAGGAGGAUAAACAGCAGCAGAAGCAGAAGCAGAAGCAGCAGCCAUCGAAGGCAACUCCAGAGAUUCUAGAGACAGCUACCAAGCAGACAAAAAGCAAUCUGGACUUGCUACUCGAUUUGGAUGACAUUCCGCCCAUUGGUCCCGUGAUGACGCCCUCGCUAGGUGGCUUCUUGACGCCAGGUACGCCCCUGAUGGGCGGCCAGUCUGCCCCUUUGCAGCCGCAGCAUUCCCGCAAUCGGAUCGAGUUGGUCGGACCCUCGCACAUCGAGUUCAAGCACAAGGAGCUCCUGAACAAAGUGAGCGGCCAUGGCCUGCAGUUGGCCUACCGCUUCACGCGUGCCCCCCACCUGUACUCCUCGACCAUGUGCUCAGUUGAGCUUCAGUUCCAGAAUCGCGGCGAGAAGGAGAUCGCCAGCAUCCGGCUCGGCCAGCUGACGCUGCCCGCGGGCAUGCAGCUAAACGAAUUUAAUCCCGUGACGUUGCUGCAGCCGCAGCAAAUGGCCAGUGGCAUACUGGGCGUGGACUUCAAUGACUCCACGCAUGCCAUUGACCUGGAGCUACUGUCCAGCGCUGGCAGCUCGCGGGUGCAGCUGAAGCCGCCGGUGGGAGAGCUGGUCAGGGCCGUCCAGAUUGGGGAAAGCUGCCAUCGCGAGGAGCGUGCCAAGCUGCGGGGCAUGAACGAGCAUCAGUGCGAGCUGCGCGGCAUCCAGCGGGAGAUGAUCGAUGUCGCAGCGCUCAAGCAGAAGGUGUUCGAGUGCAUCAAUGUGGCCCACACGCACAGCUCGCCCACCGCCCAAUUGCACUGCUUUGCGGGGCAGACGCUCAGCUCGAAGAGCCUCGUGCUCCUUACCCUUCACUGGCAGACGGACGAGGCACUCACGCUGCUGGUCAACUGCGAAAAGAUGGUCAUCGGCUCCAUGGUACUCAACGAGCUGCGAAACGCCCUACAGCUAAGCUUUGCCAUGUGAGCAGUAGCGUCCAGCACGAGAAUGAGCGAGAUGGCGAUGCAUGCCGAGCGCUGCGCCAAUCUGGGCAAUCGAGAACAAAUGAUGAAAGCCUCUCACAACGUAAACCUAAGCACUCAACUAGCUACACAUCUAAAAAACAAAUGUCAUGAUGAUGAUGAAGAUUCUAUUGCUUUUACUAUUCCUAUAUACAACAAACAAACAAACAACAAGAACUUGCGACAACAGCAAAUAGCAGUGGACUCCUUGCUGAUGCCAGAUGCUAGAUGCCAGAUGCCAGAUGCCUGCUCCUACUAAUCCACUUUUCCCCUAGAUAUACAUAUAUGCGAUGUGCGAGUGUGUGUUCUGUUUAGCAUGAACGUAUGUAUGUAUUUAUGUCGCUUGUGUCCUUCACUAUAUAUAUAUAUAUAUUUGUACUAUAUACACGUGUAUGUCCAUCCGUACAUGGGAUACACUUUUACUUGGAUCGUACUCUCUGGUACUCGUACUCGUACUCGUAACUCGUGUUUGAUGUUGUAAAUCUGUUGCCUUCGUGCUCUAUGCGGCCUUCUUCAAAACGUAGCAAAGACAAACGAAUAUCGAAUCUAUAUACAUAUAUUAUUCAUACUAUUAUAUACAG
Messenger RNA from Drosophila subobscura, 4474 nucleotides. It is a transcript of the gene rb, whose product is annotated as AP-3 complex subunit beta-2. The record is from RefSeq and is a predicted model, not a curated record. NCBI's taxonomy places the organism in Eukaryota, Metazoa, Arthropoda, Insecta, Diptera, Drosophilidae. Gene Ontology annotation, biological process: vesicle-mediated transport; intracellular protein transport. Gene Ontology annotation, cellular component: AP-3 adaptor complex; membrane coat. Bases 334 to 3858 code for a protein of 1174 amino acids. The transcript has 4 exons.